AACUAUUAUUCACAUCCUGUCACUAUGAAUAAAAAAUAAAUUUAAAAAAUCACUGCGCAUCAUUGAUAUUUUUUUUUAAUGCACUAAAGUUUGCAGGCGUUUAUCGCAAAAAAAAAUGUACGCAAAGAACACAAUUUCACUGGCACAGUUAACCAUCUUUCACUACAAAAAAUCACGCCAAAAGCUAUAAAAUGCUGGGGUCGUGAUAAAAAUAAAGCGGAGAAAAAGAUUUAAAAAAUCCACUAGGGUAGAAGCUUCAGUUUUGGCCAGCCCGGAGUUUUGGCCAUAGUGCGGUAUUCAGCCUGUUACGAUCUAAAUCGGCAUAAAUUUAUUUUUUACUUAGUAGAUUCUAAUAUAAUAUGAUGAUUACAGCUGUGAAAACCAUACAUUUUGAUUAAAAAAUGGAAGAAAAAAAAUAUGUUUUCUUAAAAAAUUAGCUCCCAUAUAUCUAUUUUGGCCAGGGUGCUUCUAAUUUGGCCACUCCCAUAAGAAAAACACGCGAUUGGCCAAAAUAGAAACCAAAGCUGAGAAUAUGGCCAAAACUGCGGCAAUGCUUCUAUUUUGGCCAGCGCCACUUUUAAUACGAAAAUCAUGUAUUAACUUGAUUUCUGCAUUUUUCUAAUGAAAUAUAGAUUGAAACCUUUCAUUUAACACAUUGGUAGUUUUCAUUGGAUUAUUGGUUAUUUUUAUAAAAAUGAUUUCCCUUAGACUGGCCAAAACCGGUGCCCGCACCCUACCUCGCACUUUAAACUCAGUUACUAUCGAAAAGGGAAAAAAUUCGCGCCAUUACAACAGAACAAAACAAAACGGUGAGAAGCAGGCAAAAGAAAAAUGCAUUUACACAAAAAGAAUCACUAGCGAUUCAAAAUGGCCUGUUCUUAAAUGUGUUCUACUUGAUUAUCUUAGCAAAUCAAAGUGAAAAUUGUAUAUUUUAGCAGCGUAAAUACAAAUGUGUCAGGGCAAAAUAAACUGUCGAUUUGAAUCAACCUCCUGACCGCCUAAAAAUAUUGUAAAAACACACACACAAAAGGAUGCCACCGUGCAAAGUACGUUAUACCGUACACCUUAUGACAAAAAUUAGCAAACACCAUAAUACAAAAAAUUACAGGAAAAAUAUGGGCACAAAAUUGAAAAAAAAAACACUACGCAAACUAGCACUCAUUUCUUAAAUGAAAAAGUUUCACUAAACAUAGGCUAUUGUGUUUGAAAAAUAUGCCACAGCACAAUGGUUUGGAAAAAAAAACUCAAACACAAAUUCUCGCCACACAAAGUAAAACAAAAGCACAAAAUUGUUCUUCACACUAGUUGCACAAAAUAAAGCACGCUAUCCAAACGAAUAAAAAAUAAAAACUUGGUGGCCAAGCCACAUUUUGAUGGCAAAACUUUAUCCUCGUACGCCACUGUAACAUCCAUUAAAAGUUGCUGUGGAGGCAUUCUUUAGUGGUAAAUAAAGAAGACGACUGAGGACGUUUGUGGUCAAACAUAAACUGAAUCUUUAUUUCGUUUUCCUUUACAUUGUGCGUAACUCUCUAAUCGCAUGAGAACCCUCUCAGAGGGUUCGCCGAUUUUACCGAACACAACACAGAGUACUCGUCGUCCCUCCACAGCGCGUCGUCGGUCUUAGUAUUAGUGUGGAAUUAAAAGUGAUUUUUUCAGCGGGAAUCCGAACCGAGUGUGUUUUGGGAGGCAAAGUGGAAGUGCCGCUUUUUUUUUCUCGUUCGGGGUGCCCGCGUCGUCGUCGUCGAUUUGACUGUGCGCAGUGUCGUAAUCGGAGCGGUUGAGUGUUAUUUCGGAGACGAAGCCAGUUAGUGGAAGAUGCUGCAGGCGUUGGACACUUGGAUGGAUAUUUAUCGGUGAGCUCGUUCCAAUUUAUUUUUAUUUUAAUAGUUAAUGCAGAUGUAUAAAUUUGACCAUUAUGACAUAAAAUUUUGCUAUUUUUUUGUGUAUUUAAUUAGCAAAUAUUGGAAAGUUCGUGACGUCAUGUUUCGGCGCUAGUUCCCAGAGCACUUUUUGUUGAUAAUAAAUAUUUUUAUUUCAUUUUUUGCACUCACAUAAUAAUUUGAAUGGUUCGUCAUCUUCGGUGUCGAUAUUUGUAAUAUUUCAGCUAAAAUGAAUAAAUGUUUUAAUUCAAAUAAAGUGUCGCCAACAGUACCACCAGGUAAGCAUUUUUGCUCGGGUAUCGUUGGCGUCCCGACGUCGCACGUGGUUGCCAUGCCAACGGGGUGCAACCCAUCGCAGCGAUCGCAGCAAGCGGCGAUUCAAAUUUAUAUAUGUGAAAAUUUUCCACCUGCGAGCACGCGUGCAACUGAACGCUCUGAAUUGAAAAAUCAAACAAUUAAUGUAAAUCUAGACCUAAAUUAGUGAAUAAAUCUUAAAUUAUAGUUAAAACUAGUGUGUUAUUUUUUAAUUAAACAUAAGUGACUUUGGCGAAAUAAACAGGAGAAAAGCAGGUGAGUGUGACCGAGGCCCCCGUAUAGUGGCCUUUCGGGACUGCCAGCUGAAUUUUAUAUUGGUCCUUCGAAUACCAGGCGACAGUUUAUAUGGAGCAACAGUUGCGCCGCUCUGAAAGAGAAAACAAAGGUACAGUACCAAAGCGUUUCGAACAUUUUCUAAUAGGACUUCCGCGACCGUCGACCAUGCUUCGCACACCUGUUAGUCAACAGCAGCAGGCGAAAUCGAAUCAGCAAAAUGUCCCAGCUCCGACUCCGAAUGACACGGAGAACAACUUUGUUCCUGGUUCCCGUGUAUCGAUCGAUGCUGCCCUAUCUGGUAGGCGUUCGAACAAAAGCCGAUCUUCCCGUAUCAGCGAAACCGACAGCCAACUGAAGGCCCUGUUGUUGGAGGAGCAGAUCGAGGAGGAUGAACUGAAGGCUUCAAUCUGUUGGGCAGAGGUGGACAAAACACAACGGAAACGAAAUAACCGAAGAAAGGGAACCGGACUCGGAAUGAAACACUUCGUGUGAAUUAAACUAGAAAAUACUUUAAUGCACGUCUGAACGGGUUUAACGUAGGGGACUGAAUGAAAUGCCAUUCAUUGAUGCGCGCGUGGCGCGCUCGCUCGGCUCUGCUGUGGAGAGUUUUCGCAGGGUUGAUCUCGCCUUCAAUCUCGCCGAAUGCCACACUGAGAGGAAACAGUAUUGCAUACUCCAACACAAUCGAACGAGACAAAAUCCUGGCUGAAAAACGAUUAGCUGCGCCUCAGAUUGAACAAGACCUGGUGCUGAAGACGGAAGAGAGGAAGGCUGAGUUUCUCAGGCGAAAACGUGAGCGUGAACUCAAGAAGGAAGAACUGAAGGCUGGUUCAAGUUACGGCUCGAGCAUCUGCAGUAGCAGGGGUAGCAACUCGAGUGCGUACACCAGUGUAUCCCAACGUGUCACCCAAUGGGUCACCGAGACCACAAAUGUGGAACCAACAAACCCGAACGAUCUACGCCAUGUAAACCUGGAACCAUCAAAUCACGUGGUUCGACAACCCCGUCGCGAGCCUGUGGAGAACGAUUUGCGUGUGCCCGAGCCAGGAGUGAAUGCGAUCCUGCUCGAAGCGUUCAAGGCACUGCAAGGCAGAAACGUGAAGGAUUUGCCACCAUUUUCUGGCGACAUCAUGGAGUGGACGAUUUUCGAGAACGAGUUCAACGCGUCCACUGAGGAGUUUCAACUGACCGAUCGUGAUAACUUGAGACGGUUAAACAAGGCGUUACAAGGUAAGGCACGAAAAACCGUGGAAUCAUUGUUGUCUUCCCCGGACAACGUUACUCAGAUUAUGAGGAUGCUGAAAUCGAAUUUCGGGCGCACGGAAUGGGUCGUGGCCAAUCGAUUGGAAGCGCUGAGGAACCUCGAUGUCGUGAAAGAAGGUAACAUCGAAUCGUUUAGGGCCUUCUACAAUGCUGUUGUCGGUACUAUGGUCGCGAUGCAGAACGCCAAGGCGAGUAAUUAUCUGCUCAAUCCCGAACUCAUUUCACACCUGGCUGAAAAAUUACCUGUCUUCAGUAAGCAAAUGUGGGUUCGACACAAGGCAGCACUAAUGAAGCAAGAUAUCGUCGUGGAUUUCGCCAUUUUCGCUCGCUGGUUGGAGGAUGAGAUGGACAACCAGCUGGCAAGCCUGAAUCCUGCGUUCGGGACGAAGAAACUGAUCAACUCAGCGAAGCCGAAACCCGUCGUAUUCCAUGUCGAUGAUCGUGACGAAGAGGCAGCAAAGAAAUGUCCGCUAUGCUCGGUGGGAUCGCAUUUUAGUCUGGACAAGUGCGGUCAGUUUCGAGGACUCUCUGUUGCCCAACGUCGAACCACCGCUAAGUCGUGUAAAGUGUGCUACAUUUGCCUGAAAUCGGAUUAUGCUAGACGAAACUGUAAGUCUACGAAGAAGUGUUCGGUUUGUGGAAAGAAUCAUCACGAACUGGUCCACAACGAUGAGCCACCACGUGAGUCACCUAGGAGCAACCAGUCUGCUAUGCCGAAUGUCUGCAACGUGAAUGGCAGGAACGUCAACACACUGCUACGUGUAGGAAAGGUGAAGAUCCUGGGUCCAAAUGGCGCUGAGGAAGUUUUCGCUUUGUUUGACGAAGGUUCUUCUCUAUCAAUGAUCGAUGCAAACGUUGCUGCGAUGAUUGGGCUGCAGGGACCGGCAUCUUCUGUGACUUAUCGAUGGACGAACGGUAUUUCUCACAAGGAGGAACAAUCGAUGAUGCUGUCCUUCGACAUCUCUGGACCUUCAGCUCAAGCGAAAUGGUUUAAGGCAAGUCACGUCCGCUCCGUUCAAAACCUCGAUUUGCCACCCGUGAACUUCGACAUCGAAAAGGUGAAGAGAAUGUACCCGAUGCUUGACGAGGAUAAGCUGGUCGCAGUUCACGGCACUCGUCCUUGUAUGCUUCUCGGCUCCAACAACGCUGGAUUGAUUGUGCCACUGAAAACAGUCCAAUAUUCGUUGCAUGGCCUGCAGUUAACUCGUUGUCAUCUAGGUUGGACCGUUCAUGGUUUGAUCGAACCAAGCGAUGCAGGAUCAGAGGACUGUCAUGCGCUAAUAUGCACGGAAGAUGACGACGUCGAGCUAACGAAUCUGGUGAAGCAGGCGUAUAAGGUAGAAGAUUUCGGAAUAACCGGACAGUCUCCGAAGAUGUCUGAUGAAGAUCAACGCGCCGUUGACAUCAUGAACCGCACCGUCACUCGACGUGGAGAACGCUUCGAAGUAGGACAAAUUUACAAGUAUGGCAACUUUUCGUUUCCGGACAGCAAGCCUCAAGCGUUGCAGCGGCUACAGAUGAUCGAGAAGAAGAUGGAUUCUGAUCCGGAGUUUGCUGAGAAGUAUUGCAGCAAAAUUCAAGAUUAUGUCGACAAGGGAUAUGCACGAAAGCUGGAGCCUCAUGAAGUUGAAGAAACACCGAAUACGUGGUACCUGCCGCAUUUUAGCGUGGAAACGACCGGAAAAUUCCGUCUAGUCAUGGAUGCUAAAGCGAAAUCUCACGGUUUCUCUCUCAACGAUUUGUUACUGAAAGGUCCUGAUUUCGUACCCGCCCUGAUCGCGAUCCUAAUGCGCGCUAGGAAGAAGAAGUUUGCGUUUGUGGCGGACAUAAAGGAGAUGUUCCACCAAAUCCUUAUCCGUAGAGAGGACCAGGACUCUCAACGCUUCUUUUUUCGUGGCAUGGAUCGCUCUGCUGACCCUAGCGUGUACAUCAUGAUGGUCAUGAUUUUCGGAGCUGUGUCAUCUCCUUCCAUGGCUCAAUUCAUCAAGAAUUUUAAUGCAAAGGAAUUGGAAGAAGAGUACCCUGGUGUAGAAUGCGCUGUGGUGAAUCAACAUUACGUUGACGAUUAUUUUGAUUGUGCCGACACUGAAGAAGAAGCAAUUCGACUGGUGCAGCAUGUGGUCAAGACGCACGAGCAUGGUGGAUUCCGGCUGGUCAAAUUUGCAUCGAACUCUGGAGCGCUCCUAGACUCCCUGGAUCCUACGUUGGUUGCCGAUCGAACAGGAAAUGAAACACGUGUACUGGGUAUCAGAUGGGAUCUACACUCCGAUGAAUUUGUCUUUUCGCUUGAAUUUCCGAAGUUGGUCGAAGAGUUUCGAACCGGCGAAAGUGUGCCUACAAAACGACAACUGUUAAAGUUCAUGAUGGGCAUUUUCGAUCCUUUAGGCUUGCUUAGUCCCAUCACUAUACAACUAAAAAUCAUCUUCCAAGAACUGUGGCGGUUACAGUCCGACUGGGAUGACGAGAUUCCAGAUGGAUUGGUUCCAAGAUGGAGAGAAUGGUUGGAUCAAACUGCGAAACUGAACGAAAUCCGACUGCCGAGGUAUUAUUUUCCAGAGAUUCCAUCGUUCGCUAAUGCUGAGCUGCAUGCCUUUUGUGACGCUAGUGAUAAGGCCUUCGCUUGCGUCGUUUAUAUAGUCCAUCGUCAUGAAGAUAGGUCGCAUGUCGCAUUAGUCUACGCCAAGGCUAGGGUCGCUCCUCUGAAGAAUUCGACAGUGCCACGUCUGGAGCUCCAAGGCUGUGUUCUUGCGAGUCAAAUGAUAAAAACGCUCCAAGAAGAAAUGAAGAUAGAGGUCACUAAGGUGUACUUCUGGACCGACUCCAAGAUUUGCCUAAGUUGGUUGAAGACGAGUCAGAAGCUGACUGCAUACAUCGGGUCUCGUGUUAUGAAGAUCAAGGAGAAUGGUCACAGCGUUGAUUUGUGGCAUUGGGUACCAUCGCAGUUGAACAUUGCUGAUCUGGCAACAAAGUCAAGCAAAUUCGGCAGUAUGCAAGAAUGGCUCAAGGGUCCGGAUUUCCUGCCACAUGUCAGCACCCGCUGGCCGAUCGACGCGCCGGUAGAACUGUCGCCUGCUGAGUUUGUAAAUUUCCACGCCGAGCUGAUCGUCGAUACUUCCGUUGAUUCGUUGUGCUGCACUGUAUCUGAAGAUUGCUUAAUGGACCUUCCCGAGAUCGAGCGAUUCUCCGACUUCAACCGCCUAAUCAGGACGACAGCAUAUUACCUGAAGAUGAGAAAAAUAUUAGUAUUGCCGAAAACUGAGAAACCGAAACGUUUGAACAUCACUGUUCACGAUAUGGAGGACGCGAGGAAUGUAUGGUACAGGAAGGUACAAUCGGAGGUCUUCGGUGAAGAAAUGCGAAGUCUGGUGCACACCGGUUUUGUGAAAAGCAGUAGCCGCUUGAAAAACUAUUCACCGUUCAUCUGUAAUGGCAUCAUCCGUAUGCGGGGACGUGUGCAAGAGAGUAGUAAACCGUUUGAUGUCAACAACCCCGUCAUUCUUCCCGAUAACCAUCCCUUUUCGAAUCUCCUGAUUCGCAUGUUCCAUAUCGCCAACGGUCACCAGGGUCUUGAAACGGUCGUCAACAACAUUAAACAGCGUCAUCGAAUUCUCAAGAUCCGUUCACAGGUGAAAAAAUACACGGUGUCGUGCAUCAAGUGCCGAGAGCUCCGGGCAAAACCAACCGUUCCACAAAUGGGUAAUCUCCCCCCAGAACGAACGACUCCGUUCGUAUUUCCGUUUUCGAAUACCGGAAUAGAUUAUUUUGGCCCGUUGUCAGUUAAAGUUGGUCGCCGUGUCGAAAAGAGGUGGGUGGUGCUCUUCACCUGCAUGACUUCCAGGGCUGUUCAUCUUGAAGUUGUGCCAUCUUUGGACACGAAUGCCUGCAUAAUGGCCAUCCGAUGUUUUAUGUCCAUUAGAGGAUUGCCGCAACGUAUCAUCACAGACAAUGGUACAAAUUUUACUGGCGCAGACCAAGAGUUGAGAAGGCUUGUAAAAACACUAGAUCAUCCACAGAUCGAAGAUUCGUUGUCUGUCAGAGGCAUAGAAUGGAAGUUUAUUCCCCCUGGUGCUCCACACUUUGGCGGUUGUUGGGAGCGAUUAGUUCGCUCCGUGAAAGGUGCUCUCCGUGCGAUGUUGCGAGAAAGACACCCGACAGAUUUGGUACUGCGCACUGCUCUGUGCGAAGCAAUGAACAUCGUUAAUAACAGGCCGCUAACUCACGUUCCAAACGAUCCUCAAGAUGCUGAACCAUUAACACCAAACAUGUUACUGCUUGGGCGAAACAACACUGUUCAGUUUGACCACGACUUCGAUGAAAGAGAUCUCGAUUGUCGUGCAGCGUACAAGCAUGCUCAAAUCUACGCAGAUCGCUUCUGGCGCAAAUGGAUUGUGUCGUAUCGUCCAGAGUUACUGAAAAGCUGCAAGUGGCCUGAUAACCGAAACUAUUAUGAGUACCACGUUGGAGAUUUGGUUAUGUUAGUUGAUGAAACCCUACAUCGAGGAAACUGGCCAAAAGGAAUAAUCGAAAAAACGUAUAAGGGUCCAGAUGGUAAGGUCAGAACCGUUUCGAUCAAGACUUCAAGAUCAACGUAUACGAGGCCCGUCAGCAAGAUCGUGCUACUACAACCCAUCAGCUUUUCUUCGGGCUCGGAGAAUGUCGCCAACAGUACCACCAGGUAAGCAUUUUUGCUCGGGUAUCGUUGGCGUCCCGACGUCGCACGUGGUUGCCAUGCCAACGGGGUGCAACCCAUCGCAGCGAUCGCAGCAAGCGGCGAUUCAAAUUUAUAUAUGUGAAAAUUUUCCACCUGCGAGCACGCGUGCAACUGAACGCUCUGAAUUGAAAAAUCAAACAAUUAAUGUAAAUCUAGACCUAAAUUAGUGAAUAAAUCUUAAAUUAUAGUUAAAACUAGUGUGUUAUUUUUUAAUUAAACAUAAGUGACUUUGGCGAAAUAAACAGGAGAAAAGCAGGUGAGUGUGACCGAGGCCCCCGUAUAGUGGCCUUUCGGGACUGCCAGCUGAAUUUUAUAUUGGCCCUUCUUCCCCGGCAGGUGAGUGUGACCGAGGCCCCCGUAUAGUGGCCUUUCGGGACUGCCAGCUGAAUUUUAUAUAAAGGUUGCAUGAAUCACAUCACUUACCAAAGUGAAUCCAGAUCAUGUGACUCUCCUUCCCCACUAACAAAUACUACUUCCUGUGACAGUCGUGGAGAAGAUGAGGUGAUCUCGGUCUCUAGUAGCAACGUACGUCACACUACCAUUCCUCUCCUUCCUCGAUGACCGUAAGGACGUGGCCGGCGCCGUUAUUGACCUAAUAAAGUUUGGAAUUCUCGAACUGUGCACACUGAGAGCGGUAGCUACUCCCAAGCUCCGUUUGUUGGUUCCUUGUGCAAUUUCGAUUGUUCCGGUCAAUCACGGAGUAGCAACUACGAAAUGUACGGUCAUCUAUGCUCAUGCUCAAGCUCAUGCUCAAUUAUACUUCGAUUUGGCCUACAUUUUCGAUGAUAGGAUGAUUUUGAUGGCUGCGGUAGGACAUUAACAGCUGCGGUAGAACUCGACGGCUAUCGCAGAGUGGAAAUUUUUCUAAAAAUUCGCAAUAUAUCUGUCUGAUGUGGAUACAUAUGAUUGCAAUCAUUACUUCCAUUCCCUUCCCCACAUUGACCGGCAACCAGACGUCGCAGGCGCCAUUCUCGCCCAAAAAUAGAAGAUCACCAACGCUCACACACUGAAGAUGACUGCUAGUCCCCGGCAGAUCUCAUUGGUUCCUUAUGUGAGUGGUGAUACUGGAGUAGCAUCCACGGUUGGCCAAUGAAGCUCAAGCUCUUAAAAAGUGGUUUAAGCGCAGUUUCGAGUUCGAAAGGAAUCGCUCAAGAAACUUCUUGUGUGAUUUCUGGCAGAAACUUUCUUCGGUGACUGCCAUUUGAACUGUCAUUUCUUCGCUACUGCGUACUGCGAUCGAAGUAAAACCAGUUUCUUGAGCGAUUCAGGCAAGGAAUUUCCCAUGCAUCAAGAUAGGCUGAGAAAUUCCUUCUGAUCUGCAAACAACGCUUUAAGCACUGU
Aedes albopictus (Asian tiger mosquito) is the source of this 9786-nucleotide messenger RNA. RefSeq lists its product as uncharacterized. Gene Ontology annotation, biological process: DNA integration. Lineage: Eukaryota; Metazoa; Arthropoda; Insecta; Diptera; Culicidae. The transcript has 2 exons. The coding region runs from base 3020 to 8413 and encodes 1797 amino acids. Gene Ontology annotation, molecular function: nucleic acid binding. The record is from RefSeq and is a predicted model, not a curated record.